AUGUUUUGCAUUUAAAAGUGGAGAGAUAAAUUAUUAUAACUAUUUAAUUUUAGAAAUGUUAUUUACUAUACUUUAAAUUUUCAAAACAGAAAUAAGAUAUUAUUUUAGGUUCAAAUACAUUCAUUUGUAAAUAUUCAUCAAGGUUAAUGGCUAAUCCAAAAUAUAUUUAGAAAUUUUAUGGAUAUUUAAUAUAAGAUGCUUAAUUUUGCACACUUUUUGAAUGAAAACAUGAUUAUUAAGGGUAGUAAUAUAGGUUUUUUAUUUACUCAUUAAAUUGAAAGUAAUAAACCUUUUUCAUAAACUAUAUAAGAACAUAAUAAUGUAUUUGGAUUAUCAAUAAAGGAUUAAAUUACUAGAUUAAUAUCUUGUGGAAAGGACUAUUUCAUUUUAAUAAUUGAACAUACUAAUUCUAAUUGUAAAAAUACAUUUAGAUUAUAAAAUAGAAAGUAAUUGUUGAACAAUAUGGUUAUAGAAUAUGUUUUAUUAAUAAUAAUUAAUUUACAUUCUAACCAUAUAAUUAGUCUUACAUGAAUUUUUAUUGUGAAAAAAAUGAUUUAUAUCACAAAUAAAAUUAGCACUUACUAAAUUCUAAUAGAUAAGAUUAAUGUUGUAUCUUCUAAUAAGUAUAUAAUUAAAAAAAGUCUUUUAUUUUCAAUAUAUAUGGAAGAGUACUAUAAAUAAUUAGGGUUUCAAAUGAUCAAUCUUUAAAUUUAGGAAUAACUUAUGAAUUAUUAUAAUUAAAAUAAAGUAUUGAUUUUGGAAAUAGAUAUAAUCCAUGGAUAUACGGAAUAAUAAGUGAUGAUGCAGAAUAUAUAAUAACUUGGGAUUUUGAUUCAGAGUAGAUAUAAAUUAAAUAAUUUUAGAUUAAUAAUUGA
Paramecium pentaurelia is the source of this 875-nucleotide messenger RNA. NCBI's taxonomy places the organism in Eukaryota, Ciliophora, Oligohymenophorea, Peniculida, Parameciidae. The record is from the annotation of a GenBank genome assembly.